AGCGUCGGCCAUUUUGUAGUUUCCUUGAGAAAUUGGUGUGUUGAGUUGAUUCCUUCUUCUCGUGGUUGUCACCUUUUUACAACACUGAUUGCGUGCGGUGAUCAUUACACAUUAAAAGAGAGCCCGGCCAAACGUCUCACUCUAUAUUUGGCCAGUGCUGAUAUCCAACAUAUUGCAUAUCUUGUCCAUACAUAUUACCAAUUUAUCACAUUGUCGUCGAUGCGUUUAGUCUACAACGACGGUUACGUGUACAUGAAUGGGGACAUCGGGAAGCUCCCACCAGGGGCGGUUUACCCAGCCACCCCUGAACCCUUGGGUUCUGUCGGGGGUACAGUUAUUGCAAACACCAGCUUAGAUUACAGUGUCAUGAACGGAGGAUCUGUACCAGGCGAACUAAUGCUCGACCCAACUACCAUGGGUGGUAUUGAGCCUUCGCCUCAACACUCCAUAAGAUUAAGUGGUACUGUUGGUGGUUUGGCUGGCUCUCCUGACAUUGCUGGUGGUACCAGUGAUGGUGGAGUUGGUGGUAAUCCUCCUUCAAUUGCCGGUGCUGCUCCUCCAGAUGUUGCCGGUGCUCUGAGAGUUGGAGUUAACCUUGGUUAUGUUCCUGUUGAAAUUAAUCCCUUGGAUGUUCAAAUGUCACCAGCUUUAAUGACUGAUUUACCGACAUCUGGCAUUCCAUUAGAUCAACUUAAACAAAUGCUCUCUUCACAGCUCGAAUAUUAUUUCUCUAGAGAGAAUUUAGCAAAUGAUACAUACUUAUUAUCACAAAUGGAUAAUGAUCAAUAUGUGCCCAUAUGGACCGUCGCAAACUUCAAUCAAGUUAAAAAAUUAACUAAAGAUAUUAAAUUGAUUACUCAAGUGUUACGUGAAUCGCCAAAUGUACAAGUUGAUGAAGAGGGACAAAAAGUUAGACCUAAUCAUAAACGAUGUAUAGUUAUUUUACGGGAAAUUCCAGACAACACACCAUUGGAAGAAGUCAAGAAUUUGUUCUCGGGAGAAGGGUGUCCAAAAGUAAUAUCAUGCGAGUUUGCCCACAAUAGCUCAUGGUAUGUUACUUUUGAAUCAGACGAAGAUGCCCAGAAGGCCUACAGGUUUUUACGCGAAGAAGUUAAAGAAUUUCAGGGAAAGCCUAUAAUGGCUCGCAUAAAAGCUAAACCAAUGAACAGGCUACCAAUUCCUACGGUGGCUGGAGUUAGUAGCAUAAAAAACGGCUUUCGAACUCCUCCACCACCGCCAGUUUUUGAUCCAAGUAGUUAUCCACCUGGUCAACAACGCUUCCUAUACACCAAUGGUACUACCAUGCCCCAAACCACAAUACCGCCAUACCCCAACCAGAUACAGGUCUACCACCAGCCAUUUUACACUCCAUCGAUGAUGCACUGGGGUCCAGCAAGUCCGGCUUAUUUCGACAUGACCAGUGUAUUCACAAUGAAUGGAAUGACACCGCACAAUUCAUUCAAACCACACACAAGGUUUAAUCCACGAAAUAGAAACAAACACAGAAAUGGAUCAGACAGAGGUGGUCCAAUAGACAGUGGUAUGUCACACAUGAGUCGUAUGAAUCAUCCACCAAAAUUAAAUUCCAACAUGCAUACCAGCAAUAACAACAACAACAACACCAAUACCAACAACAAUAAUAACAACAAUACUCCAACAACAGCUAUUACCACUACAAACAACCAUAACAACAACAAUAUGACAUUGACUAUGUCCAAGGAGGGCCAGAUAUCUUUUUCGUCUUCUUCGAUGUCAUUUGUACCGACGACGGUUGGUGUUCAGCUUAAUAGCAGAUCUACUAGUCCAGGAUCAGUUAUUAGUCCUGCUGGUACGGCUACUGGUGUUCCUGUUACUGUCGCUGGGGUACUGGGGCUACCGAUUGAUGAUCCUAAUAUUGUUAUCGCUUCCGGUGGAUCUGUUUUAGCUGCUACAGUUGGUUCCGGGGCUGGCAAUGUUAUUAGUGACAACAUUUACGGCACUGUCACUCUUACUCCCCCGUCAUCUCCCAAUAAAUCUAUUAAGACUGAUGACACAAACUUGAUGGUGAACGGUGUGGACGAGGCCAUAAGUACAAAAACCCAUGCUGCUGAAAAGUCUGAGCCAGUAAUGAGGUGCAAUUGUGACAACAUCCCUACUGUCCCACAGAAUCCUCCUCAAUUACAAACAGGAGUGGCCUCUGCCUAUCCUUUAGACCUCAAUAGGCCAAGCUAUGCCCAAGUAGCUCAACAUUGUCGUGAACAACCUUGUACCAAACACAAAAUAGAUGAAAAAGAUACGAAUGAAUAA
Molecule: messenger RNA, 2286 nt
Organism: Cotesia congregata
Lineage: Eukaryota; Metazoa; Arthropoda; Insecta; Hymenoptera; Braconidae
Source: the annotation of a GenBank genome assembly